Austrofundulus limnaeus is the source of this 1166-nucleotide messenger RNA. RefSeq names its product intermediate filament protein ON3. The record is from RefSeq and is a predicted model, not a curated record. NCBI's taxonomy places the organism in Eukaryota, Metazoa, Chordata, Actinopteri, Cyprinodontiformes, Rivulidae. Gene Ontology annotation, cellular component: keratin filament.
ACGGGCGCAGGGUAGGGCAGGUCCGUGGGUCCGUGCGCCUUCAUAAGGUGGACUGUGGGUGUCAGCUCACCUGCUCAGACAGACCUCACCUGCUCAGACAGACCUCCAGCUUUCAUCUCAGCAGCUCAUCAUGUCUGCGACAGAUUUCAGCAGCAAGACCUACAGCCCCGGCAGCGGGGAUAAGCGCAUCAGCCACCCUAAAUCUGCCGAGAGGGACAGCAUGGUUGGCCUGAACGACAAGUUUGUCCAGUUGAUUGAUAAGGUAAAAGACCUGGAGGAUGAGAAGAAAAAGCUGGAGAAAAAACUGGAAUUACUCAAGAAGCAGGACGACUAUGCUGCUAAAAUUKAUGAAAUUUUGAGGCUGAAGGAGAACGAGCUGGAGGAGAAAAYUGACCAGUUACUCCGGGACAAGGACAAACUGAAGGAUUACCUGGACAAGAUGCAGAAGGAGAMGGAUGACAACAAGAAGAGGUAUGAGGAUGAGAUCGAUAAGAAAGCUGAAAAGGAGAAGGAUUUUAUUCUUUCCAAAAAGGAUGCAGAUGAAGAACAUUUGCUGUUAGUGGCAGAAGCUCUGGAUCUGGAGGAUCUGAACAGAGAGCUGGAUCGCCUUAACCCAUUAUUUGACGAGGAGAUCAAGGAGCUGAAGUCCCUGAUCAGGAAUGAGAAAGUGACCCUUCGUGAAGACAACAAGCGCCACCUGGACAUGGAGGACAUUGUCAAAGCUGUGGAGAAACAAUAUGCUGACUUGGCUGACCGUGCCAGGAAGGAGGCAGAGAAUUGGAACCAGAAAAAGAUGGACGACAUGGUCUCCAGUGUCUCACAGGUGGAGCAAAAACUGCGUGRUGUAAAGAGGGAGAUCUCUGACCUGAAGCGCCUCAUUCAGAGGCUGAAAGGAGACCUGGAGGGUCUGAGAAGGAAGGAAGACGCAGUGAAGAAGGACAUCGAGGACGAAAGACAAGACUGCGAUGAAAAAUUGGAGAAGGCCCAAAAAGACGUCAAGCAGAUAGAGGACGCCAUAAACAGGAACAAGCAAGACUUGGCCCAACAAGUGAAGAAUCACCAAGAGCUGCUGAACCUCAAACUGAGCCUCGACAUUGAGAUCGCCACCUACYGUAAGCUGCUGGAGGGCGAGGAGAUAAGAAUGAAUUAUCUCCAUUUCAACACAG